AUGAAGUGUCACACAGAGACCAACCAAAAAGAUAAAGAUGACGAAGGUGACCUGCUCGAAAGCGUUUUGAUCCAACGCAACAAUGAAGCAGUCAGUGCCAUUGCCAGUGCCUGUGCCAAUAACACCAUUGGCGAGCAGCUACUAGGGCAGCAUCAAUCAAAACCAAGUGAUUUAUCCUCUGUUACUACUAAUAGAAAUACCAACAAUUCCAUUCCCACAACGGGAAUAACUACGCCGGCCAGAUCAGGUAUGGAAGGGGAAGACAGCCACAAUGAUGAUGAAGCAUUCCUCAUGGAAAUUGUGUCCGGGAGGAUUUUAUCCACUACUCCACAACCAUUAUCAGGGGGAAAAGAGCCAGGACCUCACCAACAAGCAGAAAGUACCAAUAAGCAAGUAGUAUUACCCAAUCGGAUGCAAGUGGAAGUAGGAGGGGACGAGGAACAAGCCAUUCCGCAGCCCGUGGGUCUAAUAAGGGGGGCAGAUCGCCCCACAGCCGUUAUCAGCCAUCCGGGCGCCUUUGCGAUUGAUACUGCUGGUACAAGGGGUACUGUGGGUUUGCCUUCUCCAGACGAAUCUACUUCAUCAUCGUCAGAAGAAGAUAUUGGUGGGUUGGCUGUGGCCAAUCCCGUGGAAGAAGAAGCCCAUCCCAAUAAUUUGCCACAGGCGCAAGAUUACAAUGCCGAAUCUCAAGACCAAAACAGAGAAGAGAAAAUGAGACAAUUCAAAACCAAGGUCCUCUUGGGAGUCAUUGUCUUGCUGUUGGCCAUCAUUAUCAUCUUGGUAGCCAUUCUGACUCCUCGAAAACAACAGGCCAAGACGGAUCUUGUCCCAACAGCCACAUCCAGCCAGUCACCCAGCAGCACUCCAUCUCAGGCUCCCAGCACCUUUACAAAUCACAUCUUAUCACUUUUCCCAUUCGAAACUGCCGUGGCCAUUUCCGAGUACCCUCAAUCGCCUCAGUCCAGGGCAUUUGAGUGGCUCUUGGAGGACAGCCACAAAUUACCCUUCUAUGAAGACAGCCGGAUCAUUCAAAAGUUUGCCCUAGCCACAUUCUACUAUGCUACAAACGGAGACCAUUGGUACACAAACACAAAUUGGCUCAACCACAGCACCCACGAGUGCGAAUGGUUCCUACAGCCCGAAUUUGGCAGGAAAUCCAUUAUAUCCCAACACUACGAUAGCUACCUGACUGGAUAUCUGGAACCGCCACCUGACUCACCCUGCAGCAACAAUGGCCUCUACCAACAUUUGUGGUUGGACAUGAACAAUUUAGUCGGCAGUCUACCAGAAGAACUCUAUUUGCUGACUUCUCUAGAAACUCUCACACUUGCAUUCAACGAUCUAAGAGAGACCAUUUCAACAAGCAUAGGACAGCUCACAGACUUGGAAGGACUCAUCUUGGGACGAUUGCAAUUGAGUGGAACCAUUCCCUCAGAAAUUGGCUUGAUGAAACGCCUCUAUGCUAUCUCAUUGCUUGACAGCCUUCUGGAGGGGUUCAUUCCUUCUGAAAUUUGGACACUUACAACGUUGGAUACAAUUAAUCUGCAGAACAAUCCUCUUCUAAAGGGCACAAUUCCUACCGAAGUUGGCCUAAUGUCUGCCUUGAGAUGGCUGAUUUUGGAUAACUGCAGUAUUUAUGGUUCCAUUCCAACAGAGCUAGGCAAAGCAGAUGCCUUGGAUGUACUUUACCUUGCAUCCAAUCAGCUUUCCUCUACCAUACCCAGCGAGCUUGGGAAUCUCCCAAAUCUUUCCUGCAUACAGUUGUUUGGCAAUUCUCUGCAGGGGACUCUCCCUACAGAGCUGGGCAUGGUCACCUCAACAACCAUGCUCACACUCAAUGGCAAUCAGCUCACUGGCCCACUGCCUAGUGAGCUUGGGCUCCUUACCAAAAUGUUUAUUGCCCUUGAACUGGGCAACCAGUUUCUGUCGGGAACCAUUCCAACAGAACUGGGACGCCUGACAAAUGUUUUGGAGCUGGAUCUCUCCGUUACAAAGGUAUCCGGGCAGAUUCCUAGUGAGCUGGCCCAGCUCACAUCCCUUGGCCGUUUGAGCCUUGCCAAUAAUGCUAUAUCUGGCACUGUCCCACAAGAGCUUGCUGAACUACAGCCAUCCCUGUACGCUUUGAAGCUAGAGGGCAAUCCACUCUUGUCAGGGACUAUUCCACCCAUUUUAUGCCAAAUCAAUGCAACAUGCAUUGGCAACGCGUGGAAGACAUCGUGUGAGGAGGCGUACGAUGGAUUGUCAUUUGACUGUACUGGCAUACUCUGUGGUUGUGAUUGUCCAUGUUAUGGAUGA
Messenger RNA from Seminavis robusta, 2295 nucleotides. The record is from the annotation of a GenBank genome assembly. NCBI's taxonomy places the organism in Eukaryota, Bacillariophyta, Bacillariophyceae, Naviculales, Naviculaceae.